Messenger RNA from Anarrhichthys ocellatus (wolf-eel), 2286 nucleotides. RefSeq names its product cholinergic receptor, nicotinic, alpha 7a (neuronal) (gene chrna7a). Gene Ontology annotation, molecular function: transmembrane signaling receptor activity; acetylcholine-gated monoatomic cation-selective channel activity. The transcript has 10 exons. Bases 71 to 1603 code for a protein of 510 amino acids. Lineage: Eukaryota; Metazoa; Chordata; Actinopteri; Perciformes; Anarhichadidae. Gene Ontology annotation, cellular component: postsynaptic membrane. Gene Ontology annotation, biological process: monoatomic ion transmembrane transport. The record is from RefSeq and is a predicted model, not a curated record.
AAUAUCAUCAGCCCCGCAUCCCGUCAGGUUCAGAUGAAACUCUCCGCUCGCGCUCCUCGCUCGGCUCAACAUGGACUCACUGAAUGUUCUGCUCUUUCUCGCAGUCACCGCCUUCACGGUGAAAGUUUCUCUUCAAGGGCCAGAGCAGAGCAGACUGUACAAGGACCUGAUGGCUGGCUACAACCCGCUGGUGAGACCAGUCUCCAACGACUCUCAGAGUCUCACUGUUAAAUUCGGCCUUACCCUCAUGCAGAUCAUGGAUGUGGAUGAGAAGAACCAGGUUUUGACAACCAACAUCUGGCUACAGCUGUUCUGGGAUGACUCUUACCUCCGGUGGGAUCCAUCAGCGUAUCCAGGUGUGAGCAAUGUGAGAUUCCCUGACCAUCUCAUUUGGAAGCCAGACAUUCUGCUGUAUAACAGUGCUGAUGAAAGAUUUGAUGCUACGUUCCACACCAACAUUUUGGUCAAUUCCUCUGGCUCCUGUUCCUACAUACCUCCAGGGAUCUUCAAGAGCACCUGCCAAAUCGAUGUGCGCUGGUUCCCCUUUGAUGUCCAGAGGUGUGAGCUGAAGUUUGGCUCCUGGACAUACGGGGGCUGGUCUCUGGACUUGAAGAUGUUGGAGGCUGACAUCACAGGCUACAUCGCCAACGGAGAGUGGGACCUUGUCGAGGUCGUAGGACGGAGAAACGAGCGUUCCUACGAGUGCUGCGAGGAGCCGUACCCUGACAUUACCUUCACCUUGGUGAUGAGGAGGCGGACCCUUUUCUACGGCCUCAACCUGCUCAUCCCGUGUGUCCUGAUCUCCACUCUGGCGCUGCUCGUCUUCCUUCUGCCUGCUGACUCUGGAGAAAAGAUCUCACUGGGCAUUACAGUCCUGCUCUCCCUGACUGUCUUCAUGCUGCUGGUUGCAGAGAUUAUGCCCGCCACAUCGGACUCGGUGCCUUUAAUAGCUCAGUACUUUGCCACCACCAUGGUCAUUGUUGGUCUCUCAGUAAUUGCUACAGUUCUGGUCUUACAAUAUCACCACCAUGACCCCGAUGGAGGCAAGAUGCCGAAGUGGACCCGUGUGAUCCUGCUGAACUGGUGCGCCUGGUUCCUGCGCAUGAAGCGCCCAGGUGAGGAGCGUUUGCACUCGGCCUGUCACAACAAGGCCCCGCGGAACAGCAUGACCAGCAUGGAGCUCAGUGCCGGCGCCUCAGCCCCCCAAUCCACCAACGGCAACAUGCUUUAUGUCGGCAUCCGGGGCCUGGAGAGCAUCCAGUACUCCACGAACGCCACCUCGCCUGACUCCGGGGUCCUCUGUGCAAGGCUGGCUGGGCGAGCAGGCGAGGAUGAGAUGCUCCUCAAAGCAGCUCAGGGCUCCUCAGCGGGCGGCGUGGAACCAGAGCUGGCCAAGAUCCUGGAGGAGGUGCGCUUUAUUGCCAAGCGCUUCCGUGACCAAGACGUGGACAAGUCGGUGUGCAACGAGUGGAAAUUUGCUGCGUCUGUUAUCGACAGGCUUUGUCUCAUGGCUUUCUCACUCUUCACUAUCCUCUGCACCAUUGGGAUCCUCAUGUCAGCACCCAACUUUGUAGAGGCCAUUUCCAAAGACUUUUCCACUUAGGACUUUAUCUGGAAACAAAAAUAAAAGCCUUUACCAAUUUCUCCUACCACAGAGUAACCAUUUGUAAAAGUCAUGUGGCGGUAAUUUGGAUAUAGUUAAGGCUGCUAUACGGGAAUUGUAUAUCACCAGAUAUUUAAUCAUACAAAGUCAAAUUGAGGACUUCAGGCAAAUUGUAUGUAAGGCAUAAAUACAUUAAUUUAUGCCUUACAUGAUGUUGGUGAAAAUGACCAGUCUUUGCUUUUUAUAUUAAACAGCCUAGCGGCAUAUUAAAGGAAAACAUCAGCAUUUUAUCCUCUUGUACUGUUCUAAAAUGACUAACAAACACUGAUACUUCAAAGCAUUGCUUAAGUUGUGUCAUUUGCUAAUCUACAGUGGAUGCAAAUGUGGGUUGUUAUGUGAUGUUGAUUGUGUAUUAUUGUUCAUUACAAUGCAAUGAAAAUUAACAAUAUUUUCACUAAGAUCUACUCCUUAUACAAACCAUUACAGCUACAGUAUCUUGUAUUAAAAUGUGUUUGUUGCAUCACGUGGAUACUCAUUUAUCCAUCUAUGUGAUGUUGUAAGUUGCCUUUCUGUAAAUACUAAUUAUAUUGUCAAACGCAUAACCAUGUUUGUCUUAGUUAUUGCUUCUUGCUUGUUUUAAUGUAACAUUUUAUGAAAAUUAAAGAAUUACUGAGGUCAAAAUA